CAGCUCAGAGAAUUUAGAACAUCUAAACCAGAAGGAGAGAAAAAAGGAGGAGGCCACAAACCGGUUUGUUUGUAUGUAAAGAAUUAUUUUGUGUUUAUACACUUUUUCCCCAGGUACUGGUGGAUUACAACCCGCUUCAGUGGGACGUGGCAGAGAGAGGCGCAAGUCUGAACUUCCAAGUUCUUCCCAACCAUAAAGGAAGUGGGAUCAUGGUGUCCGACUUUGUGGAGGAGCUCCAGGGACUCGUCAAACUCACCGAUGCUGAAUUCGAAAGAGAAAUUACCCAGAUUGCUCAACUACUUCUUACGCAUGGUGCCGAAAAUGAGGGAUAUUGGACGUGGGACCGUUUAAUGAAGCAGGCAGGUGGA
This is a messenger RNA of Geodia barretti, 368 nucleotides long. NCBI's taxonomy places the organism in Eukaryota, Metazoa, Porifera, Demospongiae, Tetractinellida, Geodiidae. The record is from the annotation of a GenBank genome assembly.